AUUAAGAAACCCUAAAGCAUGAUAAACGCAGUUUCGAGUAAUGAAAAGUCAAUGAACCUGGACACACAACAACAUAGUGUGAAUGUGAUGCUCAGACAACUAAGCUUCAUCAGAUCCUCUCUUAUCCCUUUCUCUUCUUAUUCCCCACGAACCUCCCUGAAACCACUCACCUCGAUCCGCUCUCAAACCAAAGCUACCAUGUCCACCAUCUCCACCCAGAAUGAGUCGACUCUGCAGACUCAGAGACCCGUCCAGGUGGCGCAACGCUUAGAGAAGUUCAAGACUACAAUCUUCACUCAGAUGAGCAUAUUGGGCAACAAGCACGGAGCAAUCAACCUAGGCCAAGGCUUCCCCAACUUCGACGGCCCUGAGUUCGUCAAAGAAGCCGCCAUCCAAGCCAUCAAAGACGGUAAAAACCAGUACGCACGUGCCUUCGGCGCUCCCGAGCUCAACUCCGCUGUAGCUUCACGGUUUCAUCGAGACACGGGUCUUGUUAUUGACCCUGAGAGAGAAGUCACAGUCACAUGCGGCUGCACGGAAGCCAUAGCUGCGGCUAUGCUGGGUCUAAUCAACCCUGGAGACGAAGUCAUCCUCUUUGCGCCUUUCUAUGAUUCCUACGAGGCCACGCUCUCUAUGGCGGGUGCUAAAGUGAAAUGCAUCACUUUGCGCCCGCCUGGAUUUGAUAUCCCUUUGGAUGAGCUGAAAGCUGCUGUGACGAGCGAGACGAGAGCUAUACUCAUGAACACUCCUCACAACCCCACGGGGAAGAUGUUCACUAGAGAAGAGCUUGAAGCCAUCGCAUCUCUAUGUAUUGAGAACGAUGUCAUUGUGUUCUCUGAUGAAGUGUAUGAUAAGCUUGACUUUGAGAUGGAUCACAUAUGCAUAGCUUCUCUCCCCGGUAUGUACGAGAGGACCGUGACGAUGAACUCUCUUGGAAAGACUUUUUCCUUAACCGGGUGGAAGAUAGGUUGGGCCGUUGCGCCGCCUCAUCUGACUUGGGGGAUACGUCAAGCGCACUCUUACCUCACGUUCGCUACCUCGACGCCAAUGCAAGCAGCGGCUGUUGCGGCUCUCGAGGCGCCGGAGUCUUACUACACGGAGCUGAAGAGAGACUACAGCGAGAAGAAGGAGAUUCUUGUCAAGGGUUUGAAGGAGGUUGGGUUUGAAGUGUUCCCGUCGAGUGGGACUUACUUUGUGGUGGUUGAUCACACGCCGUUUGGGUUUGGGGAUGAUGUGGCCUUCUGUGAGUAUCUUAUCAAGGAAGUUGGGGUGGUUGCGAUCCCUACGAGUGUGUUUUAUUUGAAUCCGGAAGAUGGGAAGAACUUGGUGAGGUUUGCGUUCUGUAAAGAUGAGGAGACUCUGCGUAGUGCAAUUGAGAGGAUGAAGCUGAAGCUUAAGAGAGUGGUCUGAAGCUUUGAAUCAUUUGUAAAAGACCUUAUUGUUAUGCUAUUGUUGUUGUUCUUCUUCGGUUCUAUUUGAAAUGAGACUUUGUUUUCAAAGCAAGCUAAUAAAGUAAGUUCACUUUCUUA
This is a messenger RNA of Brassica rapa (field mustard), 1529 nucleotides long. RefSeq names its product probable N-succinyldiaminopimelate aminotransferase DapC. Gene Ontology annotation, biological process: biosynthetic process. Gene Ontology annotation, cellular component: cytoplasm. Gene Ontology annotation, molecular function: pyridoxal phosphate binding; L-kynurenine:2-oxoglutarate transaminase activity. The record is from RefSeq and is a predicted model, not a curated record. Lineage: Eukaryota; Viridiplantae; Streptophyta; Magnoliopsida; Brassicales; Brassicaceae.